GUUCCCCUUCCCCAGUGUCUUGAGCGAGGCCCCUCCGACGGGACUGGUUCCCGCUUAGGAGGGAGCCCGCCGGGCUCUGCAGCGGGCGCUCAUGAACAUCAAGGCCCCAACAAAGCUGGCCGUGGGCAGAGUGAGGUUCUUCGGUCAACACCGUGGGGAGGUCAACUGCUCUGCCUUCUCCCCUGACGGCCAGACCCUGCUCACAGCCUCAGAUGAUGGUUGUGUGUAUGUAUGGGAGACGAAGAGCAGGCGCCUGCUGCGGAGAAUGGCAGCCCACAGAGGCCCAGUGAAGUUCUGUCGCUUCUCCCCUGAUGGCCGCCUCAUUGCCAGCUCCUCCAGUGACCGCACUAUUCGCCUUUGGGAUGCGGCAAGAUUCAAGUGUCUACAUGUGCUGAAAGGUCACCAGCGGAGCGUGGAGACAGUCAGUUUUAGCCCUGACUCAAAGCAGCUGGCAUCAGGUGGCUGGGACAGGAGGGUCAUUCUCUGGGAGGUGCAGUCUGGCCACAAUGUGCGCCUCUUGGUUGGGCAUCGUGAUUCCGUCCAGAGCAGUGACUUCUCCCCCAAUGCAGACUCUCUGGCCACUGGUUCCUGGGACUCGACUGUGCACAUCUGGGACCUGCGGGGGGCGACCCCAGCUGCCUCCUAUCAAGAGUUGGAGGGCCACACUGGCAACAUCAGCUGCUUGUGCUACUCAGCAUCUGGGCUUUUGGCAUCUGGCUCCUGGGACAAGACCAUCCGCAUCUGGAAGCCCACCACCAGCAGCCUGCUUUUCCAGCUCAAGGGUCAUGCCACGUGGGUGAAGAGCCUAGCCUUUUCUCCUGAUGAGCUGAGGCUGGCCAGUGCUGGUUACUCACGCACAGUCAAAGUCUGGGACUGCAACACAGGAGAAUGCCUAGAGACCCUAAAGGGUCUGCUGGAUGUGGCCCACGCCUGUGUUUUCACUCCCGACGGCAAGCUUUUGGUGUCAGGGGCUGCUGAUGUGACAAGAUGACAACUCUACCACUCCAUGUAACUUACCACAGGCCUAAAGUAAGAUAUGGCUGCAUGCAGGGACUACCCUAUCCUGUCCUGUAACCAGGCCUCACCCACUGUAGAUAAGUGGUCACCUGGGCCACCUCACCCCACUGGCCCCAGGUGGCCAGGGAGAAACAAGAAGCAGAAAGUCAA
This is a messenger RNA of Peromyscus leucopus (white-footed mouse), 1167 nucleotides long. It is a transcript of the gene Wdr38, whose product is annotated as WD repeat domain 38. Gene Ontology annotation, molecular function: protein binding. The coding region runs from base 92 to 991 and encodes 299 amino acids. Lineage: Eukaryota; Metazoa; Chordata; Mammalia; Rodentia; Cricetidae. The record is from RefSeq and is a predicted model, not a curated record. The transcript is spliced from 9 exons.